AGCACGCACCGAGAUAGAGACAGACCACAGUCUAUGAAACACACACACACACACAAACAGCACAUGGAGAGGGGAGCUGUGUGAAUGAGUGAGUCAAUGAGUGAGUGAGAGAGCGGGGCGGACAUCAGCUGUGGAGGAGAGGACCGACAACUCUGAUUCAAAAGGAUUCAUUUUUCGCACACUUUUCCUGCGUUUGGAGUUUUUCUUCUUCGGCUGCGAUGCUUCGGGAACCAGCGGCAGUGCCCUUCAUCCUUGUCGUGGUGUAGUACCAGGCCUGAGAACGGAGCUGAACAGUCACCAGGCCUAAGGGCCACAAGACAAUUUAAAAAUGCUGGCUGCCAUCAUGCGCCAGAGCAGUGGCGGAGGAUCAGGCAGCAGCAGCAGCAGCAGUGGUGGUGGUGGAGGAACCAAACUCUCUAUAGGUAUCCCCCGCCUCUCUGGCACCAGCUUGGGCUCAUCAAGCCCUGCUAGGAUCUCUAAGAGCAGCUUGGCAAUCACAGACAGCCCGGAAAGCCCCACCUCAGACCCACACUACAUCAUGCAGCUUGUCAGUGAUGUGCGCAAGUUUGCUGAUGUGCUUCUGCAACUCAAAGAAGUUUUCAACUCCAAAGAGCACCAGGACUGCCUCCAUCAUGCCGUGCAUGAGCGACUUGGGGAGCUGCUGCGAGUCUUGAAGGCCAUAAUCAGCAAACACCAGAGCCUCAACUCGGUGGACAUCCUCAGUACAGCUGGAACCGUCAUCACCACUGUCAAAGGGGUGAACUUUAAGGAGGUGAACGAAGAGAACAAACAGGAGCUUUUCAGAGAGAUCUACACCGCUAUCGACACAUUGGCAUUCACCUUUGGCAAUGUCGUGUCUGACUUCCUUAUGGGAGAUGUAGAGAAUGGAUCAGUGUUGGGGCUCCCCCUGACUAAAAGAAGCAGGUCUUUUGAGAACCUCUCGGUGGAAUCUGGAGGAUCCGGUCCCGAGAAAGAUGAUCCGCCAGGGCCAUGUCUGUCGGUCCGGGUCGAAGACGUGGACAACACACUGCAGCAGCGCGACAGCGGGGUGGAGUCAGCGCUGCUCUACGCCAAGGCGUGGUCCAAGUACACCAAAGAGCUGCUGGCAUGGGUGGAAAAGCGUCUCAACGUGGAUAUCGAAUGUGCAAAGAGCUACGCCAAGAUGGCCGAAUCCGCCAAGACGCUUGCAAGUCAGCAGGAAUUCAUGCCAUUCCGUAAGAUCUACACGACCGCUUUCAAAAAUGACAUCGAGUACAGCCAGCUGGUACUUCAAACUGCAGCUGUGCUGCAAAGCAACAAAUUCAUGCAGCCGCUCCUGUCCAGAAAGAAUGAGCUGGACAAACUACGGAAAGAGGUCAAGGAUCAGUGGCAGAGAGAGCAAAAGAAGAUGCACGAGGCGGACAAUGCGUUGAGAAAGGCCCGACUGCUGCAGGUCCAGCGGCAGGAGGAAUAUGAGAAGGCCAAGAUUUCCACCAGCCGGCUGGAGGAGGAGCAGGUCGGAGGCGGAGCAGCGGCGGCGAAACAGUUAGAAAAGAGGCGGAGGCUGGAGGAGGAGGCCCUGCAGAAGGCGGAGGAGGCCAGAGAGCACGGCAAAGCUUGUCUGAUUGAUGUCGGAGAGAAGAGAGUGGAUCUGGCUAAAACCAAGAGUGUGAUCGUCACUCAGAUCCGAGAGAUGGUUUCACAGUGUGACCUCACUCUCAAAGCUGUGACUGUCAACUGGUUCCAGCUCCAACAAGCCCAGGUUGUCUCCCUGCCUGUCAAUCAUCAGAGUUUAUGUGAAAAUGCCAAGUUGUACGAACCUGGCCAGCGCUACAUCGACUUUGUCAGGAAUCUACCUACGGAUGGGCCUCGACUAGAGUCUCUGUCAUUUGACUCGCCUGUUACACCAAACAUAGGGUUACCUUUCAACAAGCGCUCACUCAGUGGCUGCAACUCAUCCAACAGUAACACGUCCUCUGACCUCCUGGGUGCAGAUGACGUGGACGGUGCCCAGCAUACUAAGAUCGCAGAGAGACGCUCCAACAGCAGCACAGACAUCCAAGCCCUUCGUGUUCAAGCUCCCUUUCGUCCCUGGACUUCUGCCAACCAGGGUGGAGGCAUGUGCAGUGAUUCAGAAAGUGCUGGAGGGAGCAGCGAGUCCCGGUCCAUGGACUCACCCACUGCAAGCCCAGGAGACUUUAAGAGGAGAUUACCCAGAACUCCUUCCACUGGCACUAUGUCCUCUGCUGAUGACCUGGAUGAGAGGGAGCUUCCUUCGCCCUCUGAUAAUGGACUAAGUGAUAUUGUAAUAGAGACAGCCAGCUCCCCGGGUCCUUUCAGAAACACCCAGAUGUCCAAGGCGUCGCAAACCCACAAGCUGAGGAAGCUGAGGGCGCCCUCCAAGUGUCGAGAGUGUGACGGCCUGGUGGUAUUUCAUGGAGCGGAGUGCGAGGAGUGUUCGCUGGCCUGCCACAAGAAGUGUCUGGAAACCCUGGCCAUCCAGUGUGGCCACAAGAAGCUCCAGGGCAGGCUUCACCUCUUUGGCAUCGACUUCACGCAGGCAGCUAAGAACAGCCAGGACGACAUUCCCUUCAUUAUACGGAAGUGCACCUCGGAAAUUGAGAACAGAGCGCUCAACAUUAAGGGUAUCUACCGUGUGAAUGGUGCCAAAUCACGGGUGGAGAAGUUGUGUCAGGCGUUUGAAAAUGGAAAGGACCUGGUGGAGCUCUCCGAUCUUUAUCCCCACGACAUUAGCAAUGUGCUCAAACUCUACCUAAGACAGCUUCCAGAACCGCUCAUCCUGUUCCGCUUUUACAACGACUUCAUUGGCUUGGCCAAGGAAUGCCAGAGUAUCAUUGUGGAAGAACUGGAGGCGUUGCGGCUCAAUCCAAGCCCAGUGACCCCGGCCCAGGUUAGCGUGGAGCUCAACCGGGUCCUCUUCAAGAUCAAGGACCUGCUGAGGCAGCUGCCUCUAGCUCAUUACAGGACCCUGCAGUUCUUAAUAGAGCAUCUGCACCGGGUGACAGAACGGUCAGAGGAGAAUAAAAUGACGGCCAGCAACCUGGGUAUCAUCUUCGGCCCAACGCUGAUCAAACCGAGGCAGGGGGAUGCUGAAGUUUCCCUCUCUUCUCUGGUGGAUUACCCAUAUCAGGCACUCACUGUGGAACUCUUGAUCAGACACUAUCAGAUGGUGUUCGACACCCCCCUCAGUCCCUUAAGUGCCAACUCGCCUACAGAGGUGGAUUCACACACCCGCUCUGAAACCUGCUUCACCUAUCAGGAGAAGGAGCAGCUAAGCAGGCACUCCAAGUCGCUGGGAGACAUCAAGGAGGCCUCUAAGGUGUACAAGAGGCAUUCCUCUGUUACUCCUUCUUCCCACAUACUGGCGGAGGUUGAGGAGACCACGCCAAGCUUCCGUGGAAGUGAUUUUGAACCCGCCGAUGAAGAGGAUUCAAUGGUCCUCAAUGGGGUCCUAUCAUCUGAUGGGCCUAAACCUGGCGAGAGAGGACUCUGUCGUUCGCAGCAUAUCACCAUUACGAGUGUCCAGCUUCGACACCCUCGCAACAAAAUGUACUCCCGGCCAGUAAGCUUGCCGGCCGAGCGGAUACACGGUCGAGGCAAAGUGGACGAGAAUAACACUUGGAACAACGCUGACCAAGGCUUCAGGAAAGGAAGCAGUUUUGAUGAGUCCAUCCAAGAGGUGGAUGAAACUGAGAAUGCAAAACUGCACGUGGCCACACACCACCGCAGGACAUUUAUUGACACCCAGACGUUACGCAGAACUUGGGACAAACAAUACAAACACGAUGUUGCCUCUAGGACUGUGAGAAUCAUGGCUAGUUCACCCACAGAAAGCACAGCGGUAGAUGUCCCCACCAACUUAUCAACUUCUGUGCCAUCGGGCUUCUCUCUUGGAACUUCUGAGGACUCUAUUAGCACCGUCUAUCCCAAUAGACCAUAUACGGUCGCAGUGCGACCCAGCAGAACUUUAAGAAGGGAGGACAAUGUUACCAAGUUCGGCACUGUCUCGACAGCUUUCCGGGCUCCCAGAACUCUCCAGCCUCCCCCAGGAACCUUCUACAAGCCACCAUCAGGGAGCAAAGCCAAAGCACUGCAGAGCUGUGCAUCAGCUAACAGUGCUGAGGAAGAAGAUGAAGAAGAGGAGGAUGACGACGAGGAGGAGGGUGAGGAGCUGACGAUCGAUCUAGAAGUGUCUGUAGAUGAGCCUCUUGAGGUGGACAUUGAGGCCGAGCAGGAGGCAUCGUCUCAGUCGUCCAGCUCUAGCCCUGAGCAAAUGGGCCAAAACCAGGCCAAACCGGUUUACCAAAGACUACGGUCCAGACACCUCCAGGAGGUAGAACACAGAGAAGCACAUUUUGUGUGAUCCAAGAAAUGUCCUCACAUUUGAAGUGUGUCUCAUAUUCUGCUGGAGAGUAAAAGAAACAUCGUUGUUGACACUGCAAAGACGAUUCCCACAUGUGAUGGUUUGUGGUUACAGUGAGGAGAAUCAAAUGUACCUUUGGUCCUGAGAAGACAAAACGGGAUGCACUUAAAAUGCUGUAUAUAUUUGAAAUGAUUUCGUAAAUAUUUCAUUCACCAAUCACCAAUUUACCAGUACACCCUGGCACUCUUUCAGAAUAUUUAUAUUUUUUAAACUGUGCAAUUACAUUUUAUUUUAAUAUUUUGUAUAAAGUUCUUACACUCUAUUUUAUGUUUAUAUACCAAAAACUGUUUGAUGCUUAAGAAAUAGUGCGUGUAGUCAUGGCAAUGGAAAUAAAAAAGGUUGGGUGCACUUACCUGACAUCAAUUCUCUUCCACUUAAGUCUUGUUUCUAUCCACUGCGAGUCAGAAUGUUUUAAACUGUUACAUUUAGGGCAUAGAUUAUCAUUUUGCUGUUCAUUUGUGUCUAAAUCAAUACUCUAAAUUGACCCUCGUCACCUGCUGUACUGGUAAGGUUGCAAAGCACCAGUUGCAAAAGUGGUGCAUUCACUUUAUACUAUUGAAUUUGUAUGGUAUCAAAUUAUCCUGAAAAAAAGGUUGUUUUGAAAACCCCUGGCAUUACCUUUGUUAUUUUACUUUAAAAACAAUUGUUUUAAAUAGCCAAAGUCUUCUUUUUCUUAUAUUUUCUAAAUUGUAAUUAUUUUUUCAGUAACCUAAAUCUUGCAGGUUCUUUGUAAUUAAUAGUCAAUACAUCAUUUAUUUAAAAUGUGUCUGUUUUUCACGAUAAGGUUGACAGAAUGUUGGAAAGGUCAAUGUAAAGAAAACAAAA
Solea solea (common sole) is the source of this 5248-nucleotide messenger RNA. RefSeq names its product Rho GTPase activating protein 29a (gene arhgap29a). Gene Ontology annotation, cellular component: cytoplasm. The record is from RefSeq and is a predicted model, not a curated record. Gene Ontology annotation, biological process: signal transduction; activation of GTPase activity. The transcript is spliced from 23 exons. Gene Ontology annotation, molecular function: GTPase activator activity. The coding region runs from base 329 to 4363 and encodes 1344 amino acids. Lineage: Eukaryota; Metazoa; Chordata; Actinopteri; Pleuronectiformes; Soleidae.